This is a messenger RNA of Lutzomyia longipalpis, 2059 nucleotides long. RefSeq names its product UDP-glucosyltransferase 2-like. Bases 300 to 2012 code for a protein of 570 amino acids. The transcript has 2 exons. The record is from RefSeq and is a predicted model, not a curated record. Lineage: Eukaryota; Metazoa; Arthropoda; Insecta; Diptera; Psychodidae. Gene Ontology annotation, molecular function: UDP-glycosyltransferase activity.
AAAAAUAAUCUGUCUGGGAUACAAGUUAAAGCUCAAAAAGUCUUCAAACAAAAUCAACGUUCAAGAGAGACAAAAACGGAAUAAAAAAAGAAAAAGAAAUGGCGCGCAUGAUACAAUUGGAUUUGAGUUCACAUAAUAAUUUUUUGAAUGCCUAAAAUUGUUAAUCAAAUGAAACCACAAGUUACGGGUCAAUGGAAUUCGCUCACUUUUGCCCGGGGGUCAGACUAGUUGAAUCUAGACUCGAAUAUUCUUUUCAACUCGUUCCGCACAGACAUUCAAGUACAACGUAAUUAUGAUUGAUGAAAAAAUUCGCUUCUCAUCCAAAUUUUAGCCGGUCCAACAUACACGCAAGCCUCAGUGGACAUCAGUUUAACAUAAUCUUUCAGAGAGAGAACUAUUCAGAAUUUAUUUUUAUAAAAAUUAAUGGAAAAUUUUUAAUUAAAAAAAUGAAAUUUGUGAUUUUUUUGUGCUUCCUUCCGUACUUUGUGAGAGCAGCCAAUAUUCUUGUUCUUGAGAAUAUUGCGUCACCAAGUCAUCAUAUUUGGAUGAAAACUCUGUUAAUGGCACUAGUUGAGCGAGGUCACAACAUAACUUCCCUUUCACCAGAUUAUGAGAAAGAAAAAAUCCCAAAUCUUCACUACAUUCACCUGGAGAAGGUCUACGAUGCUCUCUAUGAUGCCAACAGUGAGGAUCAUACGGAGGAUUUGGAUUUUUUGGAUAUGGGAACAAAGAAUCCUUAUUUGAUGUACAACGUCUUCAUGGUUUACAGCAAUUUGUUCUUUCAAGGAUGUGCUAGUUCACAAGGAUACAGACAACUACUCAACUAUCCUAAAGAUUUUAAAUUCGACUUAAUCAUUUAUGAUUUUUUGGUUGGGCCGAUUUUCCUGAAUUUUGCGGAACAAUUUGGAAACCCUCCAAUUAUUGGAGCCACAGGUUUCUACUCAACUAGCUUCUCUGGACACAUUAUAGGCGAUAUCCUUGCACCGUCUUCCGUUCCAGCUCCUAUGUAUACAACAGAUCUUUCCUCAUUCUGGGAUAGAGUCAAUAACUACGUCCUAACUACGUUCUACCAGCUUGUCCGAGAGUACUACAUUUCAUCGAAAGUCAAUAAAAUCCACAAGGAUAUCUUUCCCAAUGGAGCAGAUGUACGUGAAUUGGAACAAAAAAUGAAACUGAUACUCCUAAAUAAACAUCCUGCUUUGGAUUUUAUUGAACCAAUACUGCCAAAUGUAAUUUCCGUUGGAGGACUUCAAAUUCAACGGAAUAAAGGACUCCCGAAGGAUCUUCAAGAACUCCUUGACACAGCAGAAAAUGGAGUAAUAUUAUUCUCUCUGGGAACAAAUGUUAAGAGUUCAAUGCUAGGAGUUGAGAGACAAAUUGAAAUUUUGGAAACUUUCCGGAGUUUGCCUCAGUAUACGUUCCUGUGGAAGAUUGAAGUGGAAUCAAUGCCUGUGGAAGUUCCUAAGAACGUCCUGAUACGCAAAUUUGUGCCCCAGAGUGAUCUCCUGGCUCAUCCCAAUCUCAAGCUCUUCAUCAGCCAUUGUGGAUUGUUGAGUACACAGGAGGCAGCCUGGUUUGGUGUACCAAUCCUUGGGCUUCCUGUCUUUGCAGAUCAAUUUGAUAAUGUGCGGAUGAGCAUUAGAGCUGGGAUGGCUGAACAGGGGAGCAUUGUUAACAUUGAACGAAAUUCAUUCAAAAAAUUGAUUCUAAAAAUGAUUAAUGAUCCAAAGUACAGAGAAAAUGCAAAAGCUCGCUCUGAGGCAUUUAGAGAUCAGAAAGAGACACCUCUGGAGAGAGCAGUGUGGUGGACGGAGUUUGUCCUGCGUCAUCCUAAUAUGACUUACAUGAAAUCUCCAUCUGUAAACCUUUCCUUCCCUGUGAAGCAAUCAUGGGAUGUUUUAGCCUUCCUGUUCUCUCUUGCUCUGAUAUCAAUCUUUAUGUUCAUGAAGCUGACUUGCUUCAUUAUCCUACGUCUUUACAGAAGACAAUCAAAGAAAUCUAAAAAGGACUAAAUGUAAAACAUAUUUUUCUUUAUUCAAUAAACUCUGUUACAAUCAAA